This is a messenger RNA of Labeo rohita (rohu), 2934 nucleotides long. It is a transcript of the gene amph, whose product is annotated as amphiphysin. Gene Ontology annotation, molecular function: phospholipid binding; protein binding. Bases 120 to 2504 code for a protein of 794 amino acids. The record is from RefSeq and is a predicted model, not a curated record. Lineage: Eukaryota; Metazoa; Chordata; Actinopteri; Cypriniformes; Cyprinidae. The transcript has 26 exons. Gene Ontology annotation, cellular component: synaptic vesicle; plasma membrane; cytoplasm. Gene Ontology annotation, biological process: synaptic vesicle endocytosis.
UUCAGCAAGGGCUCUGUGUGGUGCGUACUGUGGCUUUAAAUGGCGCUCCUCCCCCUCCGCUUUCCUCCGCUCUGGAGGUGCUGAAACGUCGCCUUUCUCGUUUCAGAGCACUAGCAGCCAUGGCUGAAAUAAAGACAGGCAUAUUUGCCAAAAACGUCCAAAAGAGGCUCAGUCGGGCACAGGAGAAGGUUCUGCAGAAGUUGGGAAAGGCAGAUGAGACGAAAGAUGAACAGUUUGAGCAGUGUGUGCAGAACUUCAAAAGACAGGAGUUUGAGGGCUCUAGGCUACAGAGGGAAAUGAAGGCCUACAUAGCAGCUGUGAAAGGGAUGCAACAAGCUUCUAGGAACCUGACAGAGUCAUUACAUGAAGUAUAUGAGCCUGACUGGCACGGCAAAGAUGACGUCAUGACCAUUGGAAAGAACUGUGACGCUCUGUGGGAGGACUUCCAUCAGAAGCUGGUAGACUCUACCAUCAACACGCUGGAAACAUAUCUGACUCAGUUCCCAGAUCUCAAGAUGCGUGUUGCAAAGAGAAGCAGGAAGUUAAUUGACUAUGACAGUGCAAGGCACCAUCUUGAGACCCUGCAGGCUUCAACCAUGAGGAAUGAGAAGAAGAUAGCAAAAGCAGAGGAAGACUUGAAAAAGGCCCAAAGGGUUUUUGAUGAUCUCAACGUUGGCCUGCAAGAUGAACUGCCCACACUCUGGGAUAGUCGGGUGGGGUUCUAUGUGAGCACCUUCCAGAACGUCUCCAGCCUGGAAGCCCGAUUCCAUAGGGAGAUCUCUUUUCUCUGUCAUAAGCUGUAUGAAGUGAUGAAUAAGCUCGCUGAACAGCACUCGGACAAAAUGUUCACGAUUCAGGGAGCACCCAGCGACUCAGGGCCCCUGAGAUUAGCCAGGACUCCCACCCCGCCUGAUGAUGAGAGCCCUGACAGCAGCCCAGCUGCCAGCCCCAACCACACACUAAGGCCUACAUCACCUGGUCCACCUCGACCCAAAUCACCUUCACAGCUCAAGAUGGGACCUCCAAAACCACCUCCUCCAAAAGUUACUCCAACCAAGGAGCUCCAACAAGAGCAGAUAAUCGACCUAUUCGAUGGAGGCUUUCCUGAGAUCAGUGUUACAUCACCACAGCCAAACGAGAAACCUGGAGAAUCUCUCCUGGACUUGGAUUUUGAUCCGUUCAAGCCUGAUGAAAGUACACCUAUUGGCCAGACCCAAUCACCCAUAUCUCAGACAUUACCCUGGGAUCUUUGGUCUGGAAAUGCUGCACAGCCUGCACAGCCUGCUGCAGAUGCUGGCUUCACUGCCAACUGGGCAGCUGACUUUGGCUCUUCUGCCACUACGGGUACAGAGGAAUCUGCAAAUGCUCAACCUGCAGCGGAUGGGCAAGGAUGGCCACCUGCCGAAGGUUGGCCUACAGAGGCACCAUCACAGCCUCAAGGAGAGGCAGCCACAGAUGAGGUGUCCAACAAGGCUUUUAACGGAUUUUCUAAGGAUGCAACAGUUCCAACAUUUGUGGCCGACUUUGAUAAGAUGUCUGAGGCUGAGGCCCCAGAGGGUGAUGUAGCUGAAGGAGAAGGUGAAGCAGCCCCAGCCUCAGAACCUGAGGGUGGGGAAGGUCCUGUCACCACUCCCCCCGCAGACACACAACCAGAGGAGAUCACUGCUUCAAGCCCUCCUGCAGAGACAGCCACAAGCACUGUGGAGUCUCCAGUGUCUGCUGAGACUGAGGCAGCUGAGCAGGCUGAGCUUCCAGUUGAGGACAUAGAAAAGGAGCAACCCAGUGAAGAAACCCCGGAAUCUGCUUCCGUCCAAGAAACACAGAAGGAGUCACCUACAGAGGCGGCUCUGGCUACUUUUGAGGAUAAAGAGUCUCCCAUUGAAGAGACUCCGACUAUAGAUGCCAAACCAGAGGAAGAGGCCAGUUCACUAGAAGCCAAACCAGGAGAUGAACCAGAUAAUGUUGAGCCCAAACCAACAGAUGAACCAGAUAAGGUUGACACCCAACCAGGAGAUGUUCCUGAUAAUAUUGAGCACAAACCAGGAGAUGCUCCUGAUAAUGUUGAGCCCCAACCAGGGGAUGAAACCAGUAAGGAGGGUGCUGCAAACAAUGGGAAAGCAGAGGAAAAGAUGCCUAUCCCUUCUGUUGUUAUUGAGCCUGCCUCUAGUAAUGAGGGUGAUGAUGACCGUGAUGGUGAUAUCACAUCUCCAAUAGCCACCAGUGGCAAUGGGGUGAUCCCUGAAUGCCAGACAACCAAAGACAUCUCCUCUGGAAUGCCUCUUGGAUUCCUUUUCAAGGUUGAAACGAUGCAUGAUUUUGAAGCAGCAAACCCAGACGAACUGGAGCUGAAGAAAGGAGACAUUGUUUUGGUAGUACCCACAGAGCUAUCUGAAGAUCAGGAUGCUGGUUGGCUCACUGGCAUCAGAGAGAGCGACUGGGAACAGCGUGGCACCUCGGCUCAAAAAGGACUGUUUCCUGAAAACUUUACACAGCGUCUGGAGUAAAUGACCUCGACGUACAGAUCUGGACGUAUAUACUCGCCGUGAAGUCUGAUGUACUGAUGACAGCUGUCGAUCAGACUAGGCUAAUACCACAUAAGAGGAAAUAACACAAUCUACUAACGAAGCAAGAGGAGACACAAAUACCUACUCAGAGCAUAAAGAAAAUAUCCAAGCAUGACGUGAUAGUAUGGUCAACCUUUUCUCGCAAAACCAAGAUAAAAUCCCUGUUUUUUGUUCGUUUACCUGUGAGCAGCAACGACUUGAUGUGUGCUUUGUUGGAACUCUGGUGACCUCCACAUGUAAUCUCUGUCUGUCUAAAGAAGAACUAAAGUGAGAGUUUCCCCUCUAAAGACAAAAAAGCUACCUUAUCCUCUCUGCACCAAGUGUAUUGUAUUGACUUUGUUGCUCUGCAGCGAAUUUUAUCAGAAUUUGU